GGCGGCGACAGACUUCCCUUGCUGCAGCUGAGUGACUGGGAUGAAGACGAUCUCUACGAGGAGCAGCCACCUACUUAUAUCCACUAUACUAUCGAAUGGAAAUUGACAGCGAACAAGAAAUUAGUUGCCAGAGAUAGCGAGCCAGACCUCGUCCUUGCCCCAAAUGCCUUU
Colletotrichum phormii is the source of this 171-nucleotide messenger RNA. RefSeq lists its product as uncharacterized. NCBI's taxonomy places the organism in Eukaryota, Fungi, Ascomycota, Sordariomycetes, Glomerellales, Glomerellaceae. The annotation marks the transcript as partial. The record is from RefSeq and is a predicted model, not a curated record. The transcript has a single exon.